Molecule: messenger RNA, 1465 nt
Organism: Frankliniella occidentalis (western flower thrips)
Lineage: Eukaryota; Metazoa; Arthropoda; Insecta; Thysanoptera; Thripidae
Product: glucose dehydrogenase [FAD, quinone]-like
Exons: 5
Coding region: 18-1463 (481 amino acids)
Molecular function (GO): oxidoreductase activity, acting on CH-OH group of donors; flavin adenine dinucleotide binding
Source: RefSeq, a predicted model, not a curated record
UCUUCACGUCCUUUGUCAUGACGAUGUUCGCCGAGUCCUUCAGACGGGACGCCGAGCGCGACAGACGCGUCCCGGACAAUGUGGGCGAGGAGUACGAUUUCGUGAUCGUCGGCGGGGGCUCGGCCGGGUGCGUGCUGGCGCGCCGCCUUUCCGAGGUCCGCGACUGGCGGGUGUUGGUGCUUGAGGCGGGCGCCGAGGAGCCCCCCGAGACCUCGGUGCCGUCCUUCUUCACGCACGGCAUUGUGUCCGACACGGCGCGCGUCUCGGUGACGCGACCACAGAAGAACGGCGCCGCCCCGCUCGGCACCCUGAGCGUCCGCGGCAACGUCCUGGGCGGCACCUCGGCCAUCAACGGGGUCAUCUACACCCGCGGCAACAAGGAGGACUACCGCCGCCUCGAGCACCUGGGCUGGGGCUACGGCACCGUGCUGCCCUACUUCAAGAAGGCCGAGGACAACCUGGACGAGGACGUGGCGAGCGACACGGAGCACCACGGCACUGGCGGCCCGUUGAGCGUUCAACGUCUACCUUAUCGUGACCCCAGCGCGGUGCUCAUCAAGACCGCCCUGCUGGAGCAGGGCUUUGAUGACGUGCACGACAUAAACGGGGCGUCGCAGCUGGGCCCCACCAACCGCACCUCCGCGUUCUACUACCAGACCACCACGAGGCAUGGCCGGCGGAUGAGCACCAACAGAGCGUAUCUGGAGCCGGUGCGCGGACGCGCCAACCUGCACGUGGUCACCAGGGCCAGGGUCACCCGGGUGGACGUGGUGCAGGGCCGCGCCCAAGCCGUCCACUUCGACAAGCACGGCGUGUCCCGGAUGGUGCGGGCGACUAGGGAGGUUAUCCUUAGUGCGGGCGUCAUUGGCUCGGCGCAGCUCCUCUUGCUGUCUGGGGUGGGGCCCAAGAAACACCUCACUCGUGUCGGCAUUCCCGUCGUCCUGGACCUGCCCGUCGGCCGGAAUCUCAAGGACCACGUCUCGGUCGUCGGGCACGUGUUCACGAUGAAGAAAGGCUCGAAUCUUGUCAACGACAUCGAGGUCCACUGGGCGGACCUUGAGCUCUGGAACCGCACUGGGGAUGGCCCAGCCGGCAGCUUUGGCCCCACCGCUGUCGGAUCGUUUUACCGCACCAAGCGCCAGCCCCCGGACGACCCCCGACCCGACGUCCAGCUGCAGGCGUCUGGCUUGGCCCUGAACCUGGCGUGGUUACCGAAGCUCGCCCAGGGCUGCCCAGCGGCCAUCCCGGACGUGGCGCACUACAACUUGCUGCACUUCCUUCCCGUGCUAGUGCGGCCGCGCAGCUCCGGCACCGUCACACUCCGCAGCGCCGACCCGCGCCGACCGCCCAUCGUCGACCUCAACCUGCUCGACGACAAGGAGGACCUGGCCGUCCUGGUGGACGGGCUGGACUUCUACACACGAAAGCUCGCCUCCUCGCGCGUCUUCAGAAAGAUGGGGUGAGC